Babesia microti strain RI is the source of this 348-nucleotide messenger RNA. Its product is annotated as RNA-binding protein 8A. Bases 1 to 348 code for a protein of 115 amino acids. Lineage: Eukaryota; Apicomplexa; Aconoidasida; Piroplasmida; Babesiidae. Gene Ontology annotation, cellular component: exon-exon junction complex; cytoplasm; nucleus. The record is from RefSeq and is a predicted model, not a curated record. Gene Ontology annotation, biological process: RNA splicing. The transcript is spliced from 3 exons. Gene Ontology annotation, molecular function: mRNA binding.
AUGAAAACAGAUAAUGAUGUUUACGAUCAGCUGGAAGAGAUUACGAUCGAUAAAUCACUUCUUCCAGAUCCAAACAUAAUACCUGUUAAAUCUGUUGAAGGAUGGAUUAUAGUAGUUAGGGGAGUGCACGAAGAAGCACAGGAGGAGGAUGUGAGAGAUGCCUUUGAAAAUUUCGGCACUGUUAGAAAUCUGCACUUAAAUUUGGAUCGAAGGACCGGCUAUGUAAAGGGAUAUGCGCUAAUUGAAUUUGGAUCCCAAGAGCAGGCAAUUGAGGCCAUUAAGGGGAUGAAUGGAAAAGAACUGUUAGGUAAAAAUGUGGAGGUUGGAUGGGUUUUUGUUAAAGCCUAG